Sinocyclocheilus grahami is the source of this 2077-nucleotide messenger RNA. Its product is annotated as proline and serine-rich protein 1-like. NCBI's taxonomy places the organism in Eukaryota, Metazoa, Chordata, Actinopteri, Cypriniformes, Cyprinidae. The record is from RefSeq and is a predicted model, not a curated record. The transcript has 11 exons. Bases 497 to 2077 code for a protein of 526 amino acids.
CAUGUCGGGGUCCUGACAAAGCAAGUCGCACACGAACUGCAGGCUUUAGCAUCUCUGCUAAACCCCAACAAACAGCGACGAUAUAUCAAAAUUAUCAAAACUAGCGCGUGGACUAUGACCUUCAAUCACUUCAGCGAAAUCUGUAAUUGUGCAAACAUGAUAAAAGACUUGCAUGUAUGUGAAGAAUGGUGCAUUUGAGGAGUGUGUGAUUUAGCACUGGACCAUUGUUGUUCCUCAUGACAUGCCAGCCUGAACUUAAAGAGACCGACAGCCUUCUAUAGUAACUUACCUGCUGAACCUCUCCAAAAUUAUUCUUGGUUCACUGAAAGGAUAGAUCAUAUGCAAAAAAUUGAUGAAUUCUUACAUUGAUGCUGUGAAUAAGUAUAACGGGGUUACUGCGUUAAGCUUCCCAUCAGCAGGUGAAUGAAGGGUCGUCAUUGAGAUGCUGUAGGAGGAAUUGGUCAUCAAUACAGUGAUCACAACAUCGACAGAGAAGAUGGACAAGAAAUCCUUUGAUAUCAUCUUGGACGAAAUUAGAAAGUGUGUUUUGACAGAUCAACGUAUCAAAGCUAUAGAGCAGGUUCAUGGGUAUUUCUCCAGUGAACAGGUGAUUGACAUUUUGAAAUACUUCUCCUGGGCAGAGCCACAGAUAAAGGCAGUCAAAGCCUUGCAACAUAAAAUGGUUGCAAUUCCAACAACGAAGGUUGCAAACAUACUUAAUUGUUUCACGUUCUCAAAGGACAGAAUUAUUGUACUGGAACUCAUAGCUCUAAAUAUUUCUGAUGCCCAAAAUUUCCAUCCCGUGGAUGAUGCGUUCCGUACUCACCUCGCUGAGAAGCAGUGUGCAAGAAGAAUCCUAGAGCAGGUGUGUAAGGUGGGAUGUAAAGCUCCAGUGGCUAUGAUUUCAUCCUGCGGGAUGAUCCCAGGCAACCCUUACCCCAAAGGCAAACCCAGCCAGGUCACUGGAACAUUCCCUAGAAUUCCUGCCAAAAAGGAUGGAGACGAUGCAACCCUGGAUGGAAAGGGCAUUGCUGCACGCAUCCUUGGACCAAGCAAACCAUCACCAUCAACGUACAAUCCGCACAGACCUGUGCCAUACCCUAUCCCACCAUGUAGGCCACAUGCAACCAUCGCUCCAAGUGCGUACAACAAUGCAGGUCUGGUGUCAGUGGGUGGGGUCAUCACUGCCAGUGUGCCACCCCCACCCUACCGAGCCACUCCCAAUUUGGCAGGUUACAGCCGACCUAUCAGUCAACAAAAUCCAACCUCCAACAUCUCUGGCACACCUGCUAUUUCUCCUAAUAAUUCCACCACAUCCACUCCUGCCACCUCCCAGCCUCAGCCUACCACACCAAUCACUCCAGUUUUUCCUGGCAUGGUCCCAUCCCAGAACCCUGUAACCCCCUCGCCUACUCCUGCCCCCUUGCCCUCAGUCAUCAAAGGGCCUCCUGUCCCAGCUGGCUCUCCCCAAGUUGCCUCAAACUCCAGUGGCCACACCACGCCAGUUCCUUCUCCGUUUCCUGGCAUGCCCCCUUCUGGUCGAAACACCCCUUCAGUCAUUAAAAGUCAUACCCCAUCUGGAACACCCUGUGGAACACCCGGGCCAAGUACAACCAUCCCUUCUUCUCCCUUCCACAGUGCUCCCCACUCAGAAACACCUACUGGUGGGCUCACAUCUACUCCCAGAGCAACUGGUGAUCCCUUGACUCCUCAUGGAGCUAUGGGAUUACACUCAAAGAAGGGGUACCCACCCUCCUCAGAUUCCCAGUCAGCACUUUUGCUCCCUGGCACUCCCUCUACCCAGUCACAUUCAGUUAUCCGUAGUUACACACCCUCAGGGAUGUCCUCCCUCACUCCUGGACGUUCUACUCCCAGCAUGCAAGGUGUUGGUGGAUUACCAGUGGCGCCUGCGGCUUCUAGUCCUAAGCCCUCUCCUGGACUGACCUCUCAGACAGCCAUGAGUAGCCCUACUGGAGCUUUGUUUAUUGACCAACAUGCUAGCUCCAUGGCCCGGCAAAGUGGAGGUAGUGGAAGCAACAGUCCUGUCCCUUCUGCUUUCAAAGUGAGCGCAAGCUAG